Molecule: messenger RNA, 4600 nt
Organism: Synchiropus splendidus (mandarinfish)
Lineage: Eukaryota; Metazoa; Chordata; Actinopteri; Syngnathiformes; Callionymidae
Product: kinesin-like protein KIF27
Exons: 15
Coding region: 244-3975 (1243 amino acids)
Biological process (GO): microtubule-based movement; mitotic spindle organization
Molecular function (GO): microtubule motor activity; microtubule binding; ATP binding
Source: RefSeq, a predicted model, not a curated record
GUAAUACGACGACUUUAUUCGCACAAUUCAAGUACUUUAAUCUGGCAAAUUGUACCCGGAAUUAUAGAAAACUUCCAGAGAAACUGGGGCGAGUGAAAAUGAGGACCGUGUACGGUGGAGAAGAAUCACAGUCCACUUUGGAUGACCUUGAGAAACAUCGAGGUGAAACGAGUGAUGUGGAAGUGAGGAAGAGUCAACACUGAUCGUUUCGUAAGAGCGUAAAACAUCGGUGUUAUUGGCGCCAUGGCUGAGAUCUGCGUCAGGGUGGCGGUGCGCGUGCGACCUCUGCUCCCCAAAGAGGUCCUGCGGAACCACCAGGUUUGUGUUCGGGUGGAUCCGGGUUCCAGCCAAGUCAUGAUCGGCGCGGACCGAAUGUUCGACUUCGACCACGCGUUCGGACCCGCAGCCAGCCAGAGGGAGGUCUAUGAGUCCUGCGUGAGACCCCUGGUGGAGGCUCUGGUGGAAGGCUUCAACGCCACCGUCUUCUGCUACGGACAAACCGGUUCGGGAAAGACCUACACUCUCGGAGGAGGGAAGCUGGAUAAAGAAGAAGGAAUCAUCGACUGUGUGGCACAGGAUUUGUUCUUGCUGCUGGACAAUAAGAAAAGGGCCAAUGGAGUCGGGUCGACGGUUCGAGUCUCGUACGUGGAGGUUUACAGAGAAGAACUGCUGGAUUUGCUGGAGCUCAACACCAGUCAGAAAGGACUUCACAUCAGAGAGGACGACAGAGGAAAUACAGUGGUGAAAGGAGCCAAAGAGACGGUGGUGACUUCAGCGGAGGACCUCCUCUCCGUUCUGGGCACAGGCAAUGCCCUGCGCCACACUGGCAGCACCGGGAUGAAUGAGCAGUCGAGUCGCUCGCACGCCAUCCUGACGCUCUUCCUCACCCAGCAGGAAUCCCACUCGGUGCUCUUCUCUAAGAUCUACCUGGUGGACCUGGCAGGUUCAGAGCGAGCCGGGAAAACAGGAAACACUGGCACGCGUUUCAAAGAGUCUGUGAACAUCAACAGCGGGCUGCUGGCGCUGGGUAAUGUCAUCCGGGCCCUCUCUGAAAAUGGACGAAACCGGCCAGGGAGCCACUUCAGCAGCGCCCACAUCCCGUACCGUGAUGCAAAAAUUACCCGGCUGCUCCGCGAUUCGCUCGGAGGCUCGGCCCACACGCUCAUGGUGGCCUGCGUCAGCCCCUCCGACCAAAGCCUUCCUGAAACACUCAACGUCCUGCAGUUUGCCUCCAAAGCGCGUCACAUUCGGAACCGACCAAGAGCCACCUCUGGCCUGGCUGAGUACAAACCUUGUGUGACAGCGUGGGACCCUGGGGAACCUCCACUGGAGGAGCAAGAGCACAAAGCAAAGACUCCUAGCACUGUGAAAGAUGAAGAUGAUGAGACGGAGAAAGCAGAAAGUGUGGAGGGCCAGAAUGAUCAGGAAAUUCACCUGACAGAUAAAGAAAUGGACCAGACAGAACCAUUCCGUUAUCGACAGCUUGUUCAGGAAGCCGCCACUCUCCUUGCGGAGGCCAGAAACUCCACCGAGAACAUGUCCUUUCGGCAGCGUCUGCAGGAGUGGCAGGAGAGAUUCAGUCACUCGCAUUGGCCUGAUGAUCCGUUGGAAGGAAACCAAACACUCCAUGCGACCAUCUCACAGCUGAGAGAAGAGCUCCCAAACUGUGAGGACGCUCAGAGUCACCAGAGUGAAGCGGAAUCCUGCCACGAAAAGAAAGACAUCGACAAACUUCUCCAGGCAUGUGAAGCUCAUCUGCAAGAGCUCGAUGAAGAGAAGGAGCGAACCCGUUUGCAGAACAAACAACUGGUGGAUCAUCAGAUUCUCAUCAGUCAGCUGCGUGAGGAGAUCAAGAGCUUGAGAAGAGGAACAUCAGGAACAAAGGUUUGUGGGGUUCCAGAGAAGAGACCGUCCAGUGCCCCCCUGGACAGACAGGAGCUUAAAAGCAAACCAGAUAGGCAGAUCCACUCCAGUCCUCCUGUCUGUUCGCUGGAGAAACUCACUGCAGCCUAUAAGAUGCGAGGUCAACUCCUGCUGGCUGAGCUGGAGAUGAACAGCGGAGCUUACGCUCCAGUGUUUCACGAGGCGAACAGGUUCCAAGAACAGAAGGAGGACCAUGAUGGGGCUGGAAAAAAACGUUACAGGCCGUCUCUGAACUCCACAUGGACCGUCCGUCAGAAGAAGUCCUCCCAGAAAGACCAAAGCAGCGAAAUAUCUAAUUUAUUCUCACAACAAAACCAGCAAAACUCAGAUACCAAAGACAGCGCCUGGAGAACCACAGGCCAAAGAGUCAGUGUGCUUCAGCGAAGAAUUCAUGAGUUGUCUGUCAACAUGAGAAUGAAAGAAGAACUCAUCAAAGAGCUGGAUAAGACAGACAUGGAGACCAGAGCAGUGAGCAGACAUGGCCGAGAGAGCGGAGACGGCAGCGACGCCGACGUGCUGGCGAGGUUGUCCGUGCAAAGUCGGCAAACACGAUCAGAACUUCAUCUAAAUCUCCAGCAGAUGAGACUGAAAAGAGCCGAACUUCAGAACCAGCUGAAGCAGGAGCAGGACGCUUGUAACAAGGGAGGUGGAUUACGCUGCCAAGAGGAGGGAAGCACAGACUUCAUCAUCUGUAAAAGCAACCCACAGGAGGAGUCAGUGGAAAAGAACUGUGACACUCGCUGGCUGGAGGAGGCAGAGGAAGAGUUUUUGCAGAGGCGAGCGAAGCUGGAGGACUGGGAGGAGGACCUGAGGAUGAGGGCGGAGCUACUCCUGCAGAGAGAGCAGUGUUUGGAACAGAAGAACAAGUUGGAGGUCAAGAAGUUGCGUUCUAGUCAGGCUCUGAGUCAGGACCUGCUGCACGUGUCAGUGCGGCUGGAGUCUCUGGAGGAAGAACUACAGAGCCGCGACAGGAGAGCCCGAGGACUCACGGUGGAGGAGCUGGAGGAGGAGAAAGACUUGCUGCUGCGGCAGAGAGACACUCUGGACUCGCAGUUGAAGGACCAGAAAGUGCUGAAUGAAGAGGAAGAGCAGUCCAGACUGCAACUGGAAGAAGCAAUAGAAGCGCUCGAUGCGGCGCUGGAGUUUAAAAAUCGCUCCAUCCAGGACAAACAGAGGAGUCUGUCCAUCUCUGACUCUUCCUUGAGUCAAUCCCAAAGCAGUGAACCUCCUCAAAAUAUCAUCAUGAAGCUGAAGGAGCUCUCACAUCCUGAGGUGUCGGAGCUGCUAGUCAAGUACUUCAAUAAGGUGGUUUGUCUGCGUGAGGUGGAGCGUCGCUUGCGCGUCCAAUGCGAAGAGUUGGAACUUCAAAGUAAAGAGCAGGAGGUGAUGCUGAAGGAGAAGGAGGCCGCCAUGCAGUGCCUGGCCCUGGACACAGACCGCCGGCUGACCCAGCAGCAGAGGGACCAUCAGAACAGCAUUCAGCUGCUGCUGCAGGGACUCAAAGAGGGCAGCUUAGGAAAUAACGGUGACCAAGAAAGAAUGCAGCAUCUGGAGAAAGAACUGUUUUUCUACAAGACUCAUUAUCGGAAGCUGGUGAGAAAAUCCCGAGACGUGCCCGGCAAUAGUCAACAACAGCACCCCGACACUCACCCGGGACAGACGCUGGUGCACCGGCGGGCGGACCCAGCACAGAUGCCAGCGGAUGACACUCAGGCCAGACCUUUCACAAAGGUCCACCAUGACCGAAAAAAGACCCACGACCCUCCGAUGGAGAGGCGCCAGUCUCCUUACUCGACAUCUCUCGCCAAGAGUCAAAGCAAAGCCAAACACCUGAUGCUAGCGUUGUCGCAGGAGACCAAAACAUCAUCUCACUUCGGAGAAAACGCGGAGGUGGCUCCAGCUCGCGUGCGACGCAGGCAACUGAGGCAGAUCUCACCGACCGAGCUGCAGCAGAAGGCAGUCACCACCAGGGGGCGCCAUCUUGAGUUUGAGAGCAGCACUGAGUGCCUCUCUCUGGACUCUAUUGACCAGCAGUCAAACAAUGUCGAUUAAUAAUGUGAGACAGUGAUUAUAAUUCUUUAUAUCGCCUCGGAUAUUAAUGUAUUAAAAUCUGAUGCCUUGAGCAAUAUUUGUUGGAUAAGCGAAUAGUUUUGUCUUCACAAAUCAUGAAUUAUGGGUAUUUAAAUAGCUAGUUCUGGUUGACAAUCUUGUGUGUUAGUUAUAUUCAUUGUUUCAAAAUGAACUGGUGGGGUUUAUAUGCAAGUGUUGACACUUCUCAUAGAAUCAUAGAGUUGUUUCUAGCAAUUGAAAGUCUUGCUUAGAUUAAUGUGAGGUUUCUCAUCGAGUUGUGUGUUCUGUUUCGUGUGUGCCAUGGUGAGGAAAAUUGUCUGUUGAGGGCUCUUUUAAAUGUCCCCUCAAAAUGUGCCUUAAUUUAUUUCCUGUCUUCCACUUUUUCAGUCUCUGAUAUUUGCACUUGAAAUAUUUUCACAGUUUGCAGAAAAUGCAAAAUGUCUGUUUUUUCUAAAAUAUUAUUUUGUUAUUUAUGACUUUUAUAGCGCCAAAAAAGUGAAUGCAUUUUUUCUGCUGUUCAAUAAAAUGAAAAGUCCAAACUGAGUAAACAAACACACUCUUUGAAACUGGCCUGUCUGAGUGUUUAAAACACAAUAUAGAACCGAAU